CGCGGUAAAAAGAUAGGUAAUUUUAUUUUCUUUCAGGUACAUAUUAAGCAAUUUACUUUUCUUAACUUUUUCAAUGACUUUAUCGUAAAAAACUCAAAUCACAAAACUGAAAAAUCACUAUAAAAAAAAACGAGUAGACAAAAGGUAAAAACGGACACACACACGCAUCCGUACGGACAUUUUCCAAAAAGACCAUUUCUCGACUCAGAAUGCAUCAAAACACACUUCCCACACGUUUUUAGACAAACUCAAAAAAUCACUAUUACAAGGCUUCCUAGGAAGGAAUAAAUUAUAUCUAAAUAAAAUAUCACUUGCUCAUCAAAACCAAAAACCAAUAAAUGCAAAAUUGAAAUCCAAAACCAUCACUAUUUUUGGUACAAAAAAACCAAAUUUCUCGUUAAAAAUGUUUUGUAUAGACUUUUUACCUUGAUAAUCAUCAAAUUAUUUGUUUAUUUCUGCAAUUUUCCUUUAAUUUAUCUACAUCUGAAACUUUUACUAAUGUAUAAAGAUUUUCAUGAAUUUCGGACGUUAUUAUAACCUCUGAUUACUGAAUUUUCACAUUUAUUUACUCUAAUAACACUCGUGAUAAACAGAUUUACCGUAUCUCAUCACUGGGAAAUCUGUGAAAGGUCAAAUCAGGAUUUUUUGCCUUCGAUGUUCCACAAUCGGUGUAGACACAAAGUGCACGUGGAGGCGACAUGCUGACCACGAAAUCUUCUUCGCUAAACACGAUAAACCUAUCCAAAAAAAUCUCACGAAACUAGAACGAUGUACUUCCCUAUUCACUACUAUUAUUUAUCGCUAUUUGUUGCAAAAAAAAUCUGUAAACUGUCGACUACAAUGACCAACAAACACAGAGACUGCGGUAAAGCUCUCUUCGCGCUGUUUACACAGCAGGAUCGAGCGGGAAACUGACAGGAGCUGCGUUUUCGCGGUUUUUUCCUAGUCAGAAAAAUAUGGUUGUCGCAACCAAUACUUUUGUAAAACCUCCUUACACACUCAUUAUUCAUUUUCUUGUCAUUUAUUUACUUUCAUUAUUGUUAAAAAGUAUAUUUUACAUAAUAUACUGCAUGAAUGAUGAAUCGUCUGCUUGUGCGUGCUCAUAUGCGCGCCAAGCUGUAGGAAACUCAUAGGUGGCGCCGCCGAGCGGUUGGGUAACAGAACUAACGGCCUGUUACCCAAGCUUUCGUCCCCCCAUUUUAACCCAGAACCGUUCUUCUAUAGGAAGUCUAUAUUCGUUGAUAUUCUGCAUCAGCCGAAGAUACGAAAAGAGAGAGAGAGAGAGAGAGAGAGAGAGAGAGAGAGAGCGUAAUUCAGUAUGGCGCUCAGAAGCAGCUGCUCGUGUUUUUGCGAAUAGCCGACGACGACGUUGUUGAGUUCCUGCGCGUACCAUUCGGCCUUCGAGAAGACGCCGUCAGUGUGUAGGUACAGACUGAUUCUGCGGAAAAAAAAACAAGAGAAGCAUCUUUCCGACUCUCGAGACAGCUCAAACCGUCCCAAGCAGUUUCAGCAUAACCUCUCGAGUUUUCGUUUUGGAUCAAGUUAGCUAAAAAACCGCCACGACGUAUUCCUCGGAGACGAAGCCUCGGGGCGGUGCUCGGCAGCAGCAGCAGCUCAGGAACCGCGAGGCAGAAAGUGCGGCGACGACUGCUACUGGUCGACGCGGCAACAACAUGACGACCGACGUGUCCGAGCUGCGUAUGAACGUGGCCGCGCUUAAGCGGGUCGACCCCUAUGUCCGGGACAUCCUCGAGACCGCCACCCAUGUAGCACUCUACACUUUCAACGGUGAGAAGAAUGAGUGGGAGAAGACCGACAUCGAGGGAGCUUUGUUCGUUUACUCGCGCAUCGGCGAGCCCUACAACAGCAUCCUCAUCAUGAAUAGAUUGAAUACAAAGAAUCAAGUAGAACCUGUAACACCAGGUCUGGAUUUACAGCUGCAAGAGCCGUUCUUGCUGUACAAGAACUCAAAAGGCAAUAUUUACGGCAUUUGGUUUUAUGACAAAGAUGAAUGUGUGCGGAUUUCAUCAAUGUUGAAUAAACUAGCUAAGGAAUCGGAUACUUCAAACAAAGUAACGCCAAAGAACAAAAAGACUGUACCGAAAAAGACCAACAACGUUGACAUAUUCAGCAUGUUAAGUAAAGCUCAAGAAGAUUUUAAAUCCAACAAAAGUGGUGGCUCAGAGAAACCAGUCAGAGGAAUAAACUCCAAGUCUCCCAUGAGCAAUGCGAUCGGAGAACUCUCUGGAGCUAUUAAUGCCAUGAACAUGGCUCAGGAUGUUACAUCCAAAAGCGUGAUGGACUUUUUUGCCAAAGCAAAAGUCAAUACUGGGCAUUUCAAAGCAGGCGAUCAACCUCAAACCGGUAAUGUUGUCAACGAGGGAAAACCUUUGUUGGCACGAUUGAUGUCGCACCCAGCAGCACACACAUUAGAACAUAUCGAAAAGCAACACAGGUCAAUAACACCUCAGCCAGCAGCUCCUGCUCAACCUCAGCCGGGAAUGAUUCCUAUGAAUAAUCAAAGUUGUGAUAAUUCAAUUAUAACGAAACUCAGAAACAAAAUGCCGUCACAAUCAAAUGCGAAUACAGCAUCAUCAGCUCAUAUGGGUGGUCAAGAGUACUCAUCAGCACAUGGAAUGCCGUGCUCAGAUAUGUCCUCUGUAUUGUGUGCAGACAACUCACAUAGUUCCUCAAGCUUCCUUAGGAUACAGUCACCUACAGCUAACAAUUCAAACAAUUUAGUUAAUCAACACAAAAGUAAUGCUAAUGUGUCCAAUUUCGUUGAUGCAUAUGAAUCAAUUCAUAAGCCAAACGAUUCUGUGACUGGAAAUGCCAUGUCGUUUGACACAUUAUUUCAACACAGCUCAACGGCCAAUGUUUGCGAUGACUUGAUGGGUCAACCACUGACACCGAAAACCGCCGCACUUACUACCAGCGGUUCGACACCUGCUCUCAUUCCGCCAGGUAUGUUUGCUGCACCAAGUCCAGCAACAGCGGAGCCACUACACAGACCGAUAGAGCCUCUUACAAGGAAUCAGUUGCUUCAAGCUUUUAAUUAUUUGUUACGCAAUGACCCAGAAUUUGUCAACAAGUUGCACGAGGCGUACGUGAAAUCGUUGGGUGAAAUUCUUUCCUAGGCACGCGAGAAACCGAACGAUCACGACGACCCAUGGCUUUAGUUUUUUAAUUAUAUCGUCUCUAUACCUGUAAAAAGUUGUGAAGGACUGAUUAUGAAUGCACGCGAGCGUUGUACGUAAUGUUUUAGCAUUCCUGAUGCGAUUGUUGGCGGCGCAUGUUCGACGAUUUUAAAGCUCGCUAUUAUAUUAUAAUGUAUAUGUACGCCCAGCCAAGUGUACGCAUGAGCUGGCGAAAAUCUACAUGCAGACGUACGGGAUUUCGCGAGUACAGGCGAUCGUCGAUGCGAAAUUUCGUGGAGAAAGAUUAAUUGCAUUCAAAAUAUUAUUUACCGACGAAUGGCUACUACUUAAAUUUCGCGUGACGCAAUUUCGCUUCGAUUUUCAAAUGCUCUCGCGAAACUUCAGAAACAAAGAGCCGAGUACUUGAAGCAGUAUUUUUAUAUUCUGGUGUGAAAAAACGCGAGUGUUGUCAUACUAAAAAAAAAAACAGAGCCAAAAAGCGAAACCGGAAUGUUUUUGAGUAUGGAUCGAAAGCAAAAGCAAAUAUGUAGAACCAUUCGGCAGUCCCAGCGCGACGAUGUUUCCUCGACGACCUGUACCGAUGGGGCUUAUGAAGUGAAACGGUCACGAUUUUAUCAAAAACUGUGAUGCCAAAAAUAAACAAAUAUUACAAAAAUACUUUUCUACUGUGGUGCUUCUGAGAUUGACUCUGUACUUACUAAACUGCGUAUAGUAUGACGAGAACGACUCAUUUUACAGAGUAAUGACACGCGCCCCUUUUUCUUCUUGAAACCAAGUGUUUUGGGUGUUGGCGUGCUGCUGUGUGUAUGUCCGAAGUUUCAAAAGAAAGAUACAAGCGAGCGAGCAAAAACGCUACGAUUGAGUUGAAAAAGAAUAAAUAAAAAAGUACCAGAUUUUGCAAAAA
Messenger RNA from Nasonia vitripennis (jewel wasp), 4062 nucleotides. RefSeq names its product mRNA-decapping enzyme 1A (gene DCP1). Gene Ontology annotation, biological process: deadenylation-dependent decapping of nuclear-transcribed mRNA; positive regulation of catalytic activity; deadenylation-independent decapping of nuclear-transcribed mRNA. Gene Ontology annotation, molecular function: mRNA binding; enzyme activator activity. NCBI's taxonomy places the organism in Eukaryota, Metazoa, Arthropoda, Insecta, Hymenoptera, Pteromalidae. The transcript is spliced from 4 exons. Gene Ontology annotation, cellular component: P-body. The coding region runs from base 1674 to 3137 and encodes 487 amino acids. The record is from RefSeq and is a predicted model, not a curated record.